AUGCUCAAGUUUUCAUCGCGCUUCCUCACGCUCCUCCUGGUGCUCCUCUCAAUCGGAGCCUUUGAUCUCCACUCCCUCGUAGACCAAGCUAUCAGCAGUCACGACAGAGUCAGCUCCUGGCCAGUAGCACAUGCUGCGCCUCUGUAUCCCAACGGUCAGGGUGCAGAGCUCCAGGCGCGCGCCAAGAAGCCCCGUGUGGGCAUCGUCGUCAAGAACGGCUCCGGAUUCAAGAGCGGCCGUACUGCGAUCAACUCGCUCUCCACCAGCGAGUCGUCCUCCACCACAUCCGCAUUCGAGAGCCCCGAUGGCCGGGUGGGAAUGAAGGUGCAGCUCAAGCGCCUCGAGCCGGAUUCUGCAAGUAACCCGCUUAUGCUUUAUCAGAGGCACCUCAACCGGGCAACCUCAAAGCUCGCAACCAUCCUCGGACAGACCGGCCCUUCCCCCGAGGAGCAGUGUCGUGCACUUGAACGACGCAAGGUCGCCAUCCUCGAGCGACGAGGCAUGGUGUCGGCUCUCGACGGCGAGUCGUUGCUCUCGGCCCGGGACCCACAGCGACACACCAACCCGCGCCAGGGAUACACGAAUCACGCCGAGUCCGGCGGCGAGAUGCAGCGCCGCUUCUUUGAGAACAUUAUGGACGAUCUCUUUGGCAAAACCGGAACCGAAGGCGGAGUCCAUGCCAAGUCCACCGUCAAGCAGGUUGCUGACGAGGGAUACCCAGAGAUCGACCUCACCGCAUCUGGCUCCGACAAUCUCACUGUUUCCGGUGCUCCGACUGCCGUGCAGAGUCUAGGACUCGACAUCGAGUCGAACGACAUUGGAUACGUCGCCACAAUCGAGAUCGGCAGCCAAAACCAGACGUUCCGGAUGCUGAUCGACUCUGGAUCCGCAGACACAUGGGUGCCAAGCACUGCUUGCCGUGCGUGUGGCAGCUCCCAUCAGAAGCUGGGUGCCUCGAAUUCGGAUACCUUCACCGCGCUCAGCACGCCGUUCUCCAUUCAGUACGGUACCGGCGACGCCUCGGGCAGCCUUGCGCGCGACAACCUCGAGAUCGCCAACCUCGAGCUCGCCAACUACACAUUUGCGGUGACUACGCAGGAGUCGUCCGACUUUAGCGACGACACUGUUCCCUUUGAUGGGCUCAUGGGUCUCGCAAGGAGCGAGCUGUCGAAUGCCGGACAGCCCACGCCCAUCGAUGCGCUGUACAAGCAGGGCAAGGUCCAGGCUCCCGUCAUGGGCUAUCACCUCGGCCGCAUCGCCGACGGCUACAAUGACGGCGAAGUCACCUUUGGCGGCGUCGACCCGGCCAAGUACACGGGCAACAUCACCGAGAUCGACAACGUCUCCACCAAGGGCUUCUGGGAAGCGGCCAUGGACAAGAUCACUGUUGGUGGCAAGGAUCUCGGCCUCGACGGCAGGACUGCGAUUCUCGACACCGGCACCACGCUCAUUGUGGCUCCCGAGCAGGAUGCGGAUGCGGUCCACGCCCAGAUCCCAGGCUCCAAGUCCGACGGCCAGGGCGGAUACACGAUUCCGUGCACCACCACCAAGCAGGUCGCGCUCACUUUUGGCGGCGUCGACUUCCCCAUCGACACGAGGGACAUGCUCUUCCUCCCCGUCGACGCGGACAAUCUGCUCGGCGACUGCGUCUCGGCCAUCUCUGCGGGCAAUGUAGGUCAGCGCAACGAGUGGCUCGUCGGAGCCACCUUCCUCAAGAACGCCUACUUUGCCACGAAUACGAAAGCGAACAAGAUCGGUCUGGCUCGGCUCAACACCACCGACACCUCCAUCGCCCCCAGCGCUGCAAAGGGCAAGCUGGCCUCCGCAUAA
Messenger RNA from Moesziomyces antarcticus, 1830 nucleotides. Its product is annotated as acid protease. The transcript has a single exon. Gene Ontology annotation, molecular function: aspartic-type endopeptidase activity. Lineage: Eukaryota; Fungi; Basidiomycota; Ustilaginomycetes; Ustilaginales; Ustilaginaceae. The record is from RefSeq and is a predicted model, not a curated record. Gene Ontology annotation, biological process: proteolysis. The coding region runs from base 1 to 1830 and encodes 609 amino acids.